AUGAAAUACACUGCUGUUACCACCCCAUUCGGACUGUACGAAUGGCUCGUCAUGCCACAAGGAUGCCGCAAUGCUCCCUCCACACACCAGCAUCACAUGUUUUCUGCCCUCCGCCUGUUAAUCGGUAAGAUAUGCCACAUCUACCUAGAUGACAUCAUCAUUUGGUCACAGAGCCUUGAGGAACACAUCCAUAAAAAGACCUCCCUAUUCCUCACAGAACUCUCCUUCUUAGGACACGUCAUCUCACAGGUUGGAAUCCAAGCAGACCCACAGAAAAUUGAGAAGAUACUGAACUGGACUGUGCCAUGCAGUGUGCCCCAGGUUCGUGCCUUCCUCGGUCUCGUCCACUACAUCGCGCCUUUCCUAUCAAAACUUGCCGACUUCACCCACAUCCUCAAUCCCCUCACCACUAAAGAUGCUGAACUCUCAUUUCCGCCUUGGUCAGAAGAACACCAGAUUGCUUUCGAUAACAUCAAAGCCCUCAUCUGUAGUCGUGAAGUUCUGACGUCCAUCGACCACGACAACAUGGGAAAUAACAAAAUCUUCGUGUCGUGCGAUGCCAGUGACUUCCGCACAGGUGCACUCCUCUCAUAUGGUGCAGAACCCAACUACCCUGUCCAUGAGAAGGAGCUUCUUGCUAUCAUGCGUGCACUGAAAAAGUGGCACAUUGACUUACUGGGUGUGCCCUUCACCAUCUACAUGGACCAUCGCACCUUGGAGAAUUUCUUCCACCAAAAGGAACUCUCCAGACGGCAAGCGCAUUGGCAGAAAUUUCUCGCAUAG
This is a messenger RNA of Sparassis crispa, 783 nucleotides long. RefSeq lists its product as hypothetical. The transcript has 3 exons. Lineage: Eukaryota; Fungi; Basidiomycota; Agaricomycetes; Polyporales; Sparassidaceae. Bases 1 to 783 code for a protein of 260 amino acids. The record is from RefSeq and is a predicted model, not a curated record.